Prorocentrum cordatum is the source of this 552-nucleotide messenger RNA. NCBI's taxonomy places the organism in Eukaryota, Dinophyceae, Prorocentrales, Prorocentraceae. The record is from the annotation of a GenBank genome assembly.
GCGCGCGCCAGGGCUCUGCAGGUUGAGAACAAGCUCGAAGGGGCAGCCCUCGAGCUCGAGACCAUGGAGCAACAGGUCGAUGCUCAGCGCCGACAUGUCACCUGCCUUCGCGAGGAGCUGCAGCAGUCCGAGAAGGGGCACAGCGACCUCGUUCGGCAGCUCCACGCUCAGCUUGCAGCUCAGUCUGAGCCUGAUGUGCCGCCGUCGAAGCUCAGUGUUGACGACGUCCUGGAUCUCUCCAAGCUCGAGCGGUUGCUGGACCUUUCGGCGGCGGGCAUCCUCAAUAUCGACGAGACUGACUGCGAGCUCAAGCCUGAUGACCAGAAGGAGUUAGAGGCGCGUGCUGCGCAUCUCCGCGAGUGUAUCUCAGAUCUCAGGCGAAGCGCCCUCGACAUGAUGGGCUUUCUGAACCUGCUGCUGGAGCAGGGGGGCCUGCGGGCGCCGCAGCUGCUGCUGCUGGGGCCGGCUCAGGAGCUGAUGGUCAGGCGCCCGCGGCGCCCCCACCUGGGGCCCAUGCCGGCGUUCGAGAGCGCGCUGCCAGGAUCGCAUCAG